GGAAAGAGUUUUACCCAAAUUGUGUUUUGCAGUAAGUUUUAGGCAGGCAAGGGAAGAAGAGGCGAGAAACUACUCUCCUCCUUUUAUCUCUCCCUCCCUCCCUCCCUCCCUCCAUGUGAUUUUCUUCGAAAAAAAUAAUAAUAAAAGUAAAACACUCUGAUCAGCAUUGCAACCCGAAAUAAUUCCUCUUCUCUCGACUGUCACUUGCCGCACACACAAAGACAGGCUUCCUCUCUCCGAAAGUUUUGAUUAGUAGUGUUAUUAUUAUUAUUAUUAUUAUUAUUAUAUUAAUUAAUUAUAACAGCAAGAGCAAAUUGUGAUGAACCUUUUAAUAAUUAUUAAUAAUAGCUAUAGCUAAAGCUGUGUGAAUUUGCUAUGCUCAUUGUGGCUGAUUUUGAUUCUACUCCGUAACCGACUGUCUCUCUAGAAACUUCGUACAUUUUUGUUGUUUUUUUAUGCACUUAAUUGAGUUGGAGAAUAUCGGGAUCUGCUAUGAUUUUGAGUUGCUCAAUUCCGAUCUCUCUGGUGCUUUUGUAAACCAACGGUUUGGGUCCGAUCGCCGGAGAAACAGCGCCAUCAGAUGGCGCUGUUCAGACGUUUCUUUUACCGGAAGCCGCCGGAUCGGCUUCUUGAGAUCUCCGAGAGAGUCUACGUAUUUGACUGUUGCUUCUCCACGGAAGUGUUGGAAGAAGAUGAGUACAAGGUUUACUUGGGUGGCAUUGUAGCACAGCUACAAGACCACUUUCCUGAUGCGUCCUUCAUGGUUUUUAACUUUAGAGAAGGGGAGAGGCGUAGCCAAAUUUCAGACAUACUUUCACAAUAUGACAUGACAGUUAUGGAUUACCCUCGCCAAUAUGAGGGCUGUCCUAUGCUGCCUCUGGAGAUGAUCCACCACUUCCUUCGAUCAAGUGAAAGCUGGCUGUCCUUGGAAGGGCAGCAGAAUGUGCUGUUAAUGCAUUGUGAAAGAGGAGGUUGGCCUGUACUUGCUUUCAUGCUUGCAGGUCUUUUGCUAUACCGGAAACAAUAUACUGGGGAGCACAAGACUCUUGAAAUGGUCUACAAGCAAGCUCCGAGGGAACUUCUCCAUCUUUUGUCUCCUUUAAAUCCACAGCCUUCCCAACUUAGAUAUCUUCAGUACAUUUCUAGAAGAAAUUUUGGUUCUGAUUGGCCUCCAUCAGAUACUCCUUUACAGUUGGAUUGUCUGAUGCUAAGAUCCCUUCCUUUGUUUGAAGGGGGUAAAGGUUGCCGGCCAGUUGUACGUGUUUAUGGCCAGGAUCCUUCAAAACCAGCCAAUAGAACUUCCAAGCUUCUGUUUUCAACAUCGAAGACUAAAAAACAUGUUCGCCUCUACCGGCAGGAAGAGUGUAUGCUAGUGAAAAUAGAUAUACGGUGCCGGGUUCAAGGGGAUGUUGUUCUUGAGUGCAUCCAUUUGGAUGAAGAUUUGGUACGUGAGGAGAUGAUGUUCAGAGUGAUGUUUCACACAGCAUUUGUGCAGGCCAAUAUUUUGAUGCUCGUCCGUGAUGAGAUUGACUUUCUCUGGGACGCCAAGGACCAAUUUCCAAAGGACUUUAGAGCAGAGGUACUUUUUGUGGAUGCUGAUGCUGUGGUGCCUAAUGUCACCACAGUCGAGGCAAAUGAAGAUGGGAACGAGACAGAAAGUGCUUCACCUGAGGAAUUUUUUGAGGUGGAAGAAAUUUUCAGCAAUGUAGUAGACGGGCAUGAAGCAAAGGGGUAUGGUGCCUCUCAUAAAGUCCAUGACAACAUGCCAGUUGAUGUAGACGGUAAAGAAGUCUGGAAGGAGGACUCAGAUCUUCACUCAUUUGAAGACUGUGCUUCUGAUGACGGGAAUCACAAACAGGAGGGGAAGCUAGAUUCUAGUGUUGAUGCAGUGAAGGACAUUGCUGUGGAUGAUGUCAAGUACAAGGUAGAUGAGAAGGUGGAUUCUGAUUUUUUAGCAGUGAAAGACAUUACCGUGGAUGAUGGCGAAAUCAAGGCAGAUUCUGUGGUUUCUGCUACUGGUACGCUGAUCAGGAAACAAACAACAGAAGUGAUUGGAGAUGUCGACGGGGAACUUAAAAAGAUGGAAGAUGAAGGUGAUAGAGAAAAUAGUGCUACAAAGAAGUUGGAAUCCCAGGAUCCACCAGUAGAGUUGAGUGCUGAUGCUGGUAGACAAAAACUUGAGCAAUUAAUGUUACCUUCACCAAGGAGGCAGCCUACAUCAAAUGCAAAACCUGCUGCAGAUUCAAUUAUAACCGAACAAAAGACUAAACAUAAUGAACAAGAAGGAGCUCAUGGAAAACAAACAAAGCCAAAUACCAUUCCUCGGUGGGUUCCCCCUAAUAGAGGCCCUUUUAGCAAUUCCAUGCACGUAGCACAUCCGCCAUCAAGAUAUAAUAGUGCACCACCGGCUCUUACAUUUUGUGCUUCACCGGAGGACUCUAGUGCUGGUGGCCAUGUAAAGAUUUCUUCUGUUGCCACUGGCCCUGGAGAUAUAAUUUCAAAUGAUUUUCCUUCUCCAACUGAAGCUCCACCUUCUCUUGACCCGCAACAAAUUGCCCUCCGUGGUCCCCCACCUCCACCUCUGCCAUAUUCCAACAAAUCUUCAUUUUAUGAUUUCCAGGCCAGUUCAGGUGGUGAAGCACCACCACUUCAUUCACAGAUUGCUGAUGCAGUUUCCUUUCCCCCUCCGCCUCCCACAUCAUUUAGCAGGCAGAAUAUUCAGAUGAUUCCUCAACAUUCAUCUCCACCACCCCCUCCUCCUCUUCCCCAGCUGUCUAAUAGGCAGACUAUUGGGAUGGUUUUGCCUCCACCUCCUCCACCCCCUUGGAAGUCUGGGAAUACUCCAGCUGUUUUCACUACAACUUAUUCUCCACCCCCUCCUCCUCCAUCCCCUCUUCUCCCUUCAGGUGCCUCUACUACAAAUCAUGGCAGACUUGGAAUUCCCAAUCCACCUCCACCUCCACCUCCACCUCUUUCUCUUGCACACACGUGUAGCACUCCUUUGGCUCAAUCAAUGCCCACUCAUGGAGUUAUACCUCCACCUCCUCCUCCACCCUCGAAGCCUGCACAAAGAGCUCCACCACCUUCGCAGCCUGCACAUGGAGCUCCACCACCCCCACCUCCACCUCCUAUGCGUGGUCCACCACUUCCUCCACUUGUGAGUCAGGCUCCUCCUCCACCUCCUAUGCGUGGUCCACCACCACCUCCACCUCCACCUCCACCUCCUAUGCGUGGUCAACCACUACCUCCACUUGUGAGUCAGGCUCCUCCUCCACCACCGCCUCCUCCAGGCCGUGGAGCCCCCCCUCCUCCCCCGCCUCCUCCAGGCCGUGGAGCCCCCCCUCCCCCGCCUCCUCCAGGCCGUGGACCACCUCCACCGCCUCCACCAGGAGCUCGUGUUCCUGGACCUCCUGCAUCACCAAGACCUCCAGGCAGUGCACCCCAUCCACCUCCAGCCUUAGGUGUCAAAGGAGCUGCUGAUGCAAGAGGUCUGCCUUCGGGAAGAGGGCGGGGUUUUUUACGUCCUUCAGGGAUGGGGACAUCUGCUACAGCACCCAGAAGAUCUUCUUUAAAGCCUUUGCAUUGGAGCAAGGUAACAAGAGCAAUACAAGGAAGCUUAUGGGAGGAGCUGCAAAGGCAUGGAGAGUCCCAAAUCCAUAGUGCCCCAGAAUUUGACGUGUCAGAGCUAGAAAGCCUUUUCUCUGCAACUGUCCACAAACCUGCUGAUUCGGGAGGUAAAGCUGGUGGAAGACACAAGUCUGUUGGAUCAAAAACUGACAAAGUUCACCUGAUUGAUCUGCGGAGGGCGAAUAACACUGAAAUUAUGCUUACAAAAGUUAAGAUGCCGCUUUCUGACAUGAUGGCUGCAGUUCUAGCAAUGGAUGAGUCAAUAUUAGAUGUUGAUCAAGUGGAAAAUCUUAUAAAGUUCUGUCCCACGAAAGAGGAGAUGGAACUUCUCAAGGGCUAUACAGGUGACAAGGAAAACCUGGGGAAGUGUGAACAGUACUUCUUGGAGCUGAUGAAAGUGCCACGUGUGGAGUCCAAGUUGAGAGUGUUUUCUUUCAAGAUUCAAUUCGGCUCUCAGAUUUCAGAAUUUAAAAAGAGCUUAAACACUGUAAACUCUGCAUGUGAUGAGGUCCGGAAUUCCCUCAAAUUGAAGGAAAUUAUGAAGAAAAUUCUUUAUUUGGGGAAUGCGCUGAAUCAAGGAACUGCACGGGGUUCUGCAAUUGGAUUCAAGUUGGACAGUCUUUUAAAACUCACUGAUACGCGUGCUUCUAACAACAAGAUGACGCUCAUGCAUUAUCUUUGCAAGGUGCUCGCUGCCAAGUCACAAGCACUUCUAGAUUUUCACCGCGACCUAGUUAGCCUCGAAACUGCAUCUAAGAUACAAUUGAAGUCUUUAGCAGAAGAAAUGCAGGCUAUAAUCAAGGGGUUAGAGAAGGUUAAGAAGGAGUUGGCAGCAUCAGAAAAUGAUGGUCCUGUGUCCGAAGUUUUUCGAAAGACACUAAAAGAAUUCAUUAGUGUUGCUGAGACAGAGGUGGCAUCCGUGACAAGUUUCUAUGCUGUGGUGGGUAGAAAUGCGGAUGCACUUGCACUGUACUUCGGUGAGGAUCCUGCCCGUUGCCCAUUUGAGCAAGUUACAGCUACUCUCUUAAAUUUUGUGAGAUUGUUUCGUAAAGCGCAUGAGGAAAAUUUGAAACAGGCUGAAUUGGAGAGGAAGAAAGCUGAGAAGGAGGCUGAAAUGGAGAAGGCAAGGGGUAUAAAUCUUACAAAGAAGAACAUGGAAUAACUGCAAAUUGGUUUCUUCGUUUCUUCGCUAGGCAAUUUGAUGCUCUCUGCCACAGCAGCCAUCUGCCACAGUGUUUUUUUUGGUGUGAAGGUGGCUCAUGCUGCUGAGGAUUGGUGCCAAGUAUCCAAUUCUCUGCUCCAGUAUGGUGCAAAUAUAAGCCUUGCAAGUGAUAUUGACAAGGCAAGAGCACCAUUCCAUGAGGCAUGCGGAGCUUUAAGGUAUGCUGAAGGCUUGUUCAGUCAGAGUACGACAGACGAGUUCGUUUUUUAGAAAUUCAACGGGGAUCAUACUUCAGCAUAUUGUGUGGUUAAAAAGCAUGGGUUCUCUGCGUGAUUUAAAAGAUGAUGGAUGUGGUCCUUGCAUAUCAUCGACAAGGGAAUUUGUCGUUUUGGUCAAUCCUUCAUUUACACAUCAGGAGAUUCGGUUUCCAGCUUUCUUCAUUCGUUUUUGGCAUAAAUUUUUUCUGCACCAGAGCGGAUGGCUUAAAGCCGCAAAGCACCACGAAACCAUGUACAGAGAGCUCUGACCCUACACUAACACUAGAAUUCAAUUCUUUUCUUGUAACAUAGGGAGCAGCCUACCCCUUGUUUCUUCUAAUAGAGAUUGACUUGACCCGUCGCUAAAGAUGUAUAGUUGAGUAGAAGACGGGCUGCUCUUAGUGUGUAAUUAAUUGUAACAUAUCAGAAAAGCAGAGGUUGCAGCACAGUUUUCAAACUUGAUAUUUUUAAGCACCAUAGUUUGUAUCCA
Molecule: messenger RNA, 5536 nt
Organism: Populus trichocarpa (black cottonwood)
Lineage: Eukaryota; Viridiplantae; Streptophyta; Magnoliopsida; Malpighiales; Salicaceae
Product: formin-like protein 20
Exons: 17
Coding region: 581-4789 (1402 amino acids)
Source: RefSeq, a predicted model, not a curated record